AACGGAAGCCGGAAGUGGAGGUUCGCUGUGCGCGUGUGGGUCAUGGCGGUGAGCGGGGAUGUGGAGCCGGGGUCCCCGGCGGCUACUGCUGCCCCCUCGCCCGCCCCGGCCGGGGCUCCAGCCCCCAAGCACUUGUUCAGGCCUAUCAGCGCCGAGGACGAGGAGCAGCAGCCCACCGAGAUCGAGUCGUUGUGUAUGAACUGUUACCGCAAUGGCACGACGCGCCUCCUGCUCACCAAGAUCCCCUUCUUCAGAGAAAUAAUCGUGAGCUCCUUUUCCUGUGAGCACUGUGGCUGGAACAACACGGAGAUCCAGUCGGCCGGCAGGAUCCAGGAUCAGGGAGUGCGCUACACUUUGACCGUCAGUGCCCAGGAGGACAUGAACAGAGAAGUGGUGAAAACAGACUCUGCCACCACAAGGAUCCCGGAGCUGGAUUUUGAAAUUCCUGCCUUCAGUCAGAAGGGAGCUCUGACCACUGUUGAAGGACUGAUCAGCCGUGCUAUUUCUGGCCUCGAGCAGGAUCAGCCCGCACGAAGGGCAAAGGAAGAAGCCGUAGCUGAAAGAAUUGAUGAGUUCAUUGUCAGAUUGAAAGAGCUAAAGCAAGUGGCCUCUCCUUUCACUCUGAUCAUUGAUGAUCCCUCAGGGAACAGCUUUGUGGAAAACCCCCAUGCUCCCCAGAAAGAUCAUGCCCUGGUGAUCACACACUAUAAUCGGACUGUACAGCAGGAAGAGAUGCUGGGGCUCCAGGCUGAGGCACCACCAGAAGAGAAGCCAGAAGAGGAAGAUCUCAGAAACGAAGUGCUGCAGUUCAACACAAACUGUCCAGAAUGCAAUGCUCCGGCUCAGACCAACAUGAAGCUAGUUCAAAUCCCCCACUUUAAGGAGGUUAUCAUCAUGGCUACCAACUGCGAGAACUGUGGCCAUCGGACCAAUGAGGUGAAAUCUGGAGGAGCAGUAGAGCCCUUGGGCACCAAGAUCACCUUCCAUAUCACAGAUCCCUUAGCUCUGACCAGAGAUGUGCUCAAGUCUGAGACGUGUAGUGUGGAAAUCCCAGAGCUGGAAUUUGAACUGGGAAUGGCCGUCCUCGGGGGCAAGUUCACCACACUGGAGGGGCUACUGAAAGACAUCCAGGAACUGGUGACUAAGAACCCUUUCACACUGGGUGACAGUUCCAAUCCUGGCCAGAUGGAGAAACUGCAGGAGUUUAGCCAGAAGUUAGACCAGAUCCUACAGGGUAAGAUGAAGGCCCACUUUAUUAUGAACGAUCCAGCAGGAAACAGCUACUUUCAGAAUGUGUAUGCACCUGAAGAUGACCCUCAGAUGAAGGUGGAGCAUUAUAAGCGCACAUUUGACCAGAAUGAGGAGCUAGGGCUCAAUGACAUGAAGACGGAGGGCUAUGAGACAGGCCAGGCCCCACAGCGGUAGCGAUGGUUAGUUCCCAAGCCCGCCUCCAGUGCUGCUCAGACUGAAGGGUUAUUAUUGUUGGGAAAGGCUGAUGGUGUUCUCCCCGCCAGGCCUUGCCCGUGUGGGGGGGGGACACCUGGUCUGAGAGAUGUGGGCAGUUUCGUGAACAGUUUGUGAUGGAAAUGCAAGCCUCUUGGUUUACUUGACUGUAUUUUGGAGGUUUUGAAUUGGCCUGGGAAGAAACCCAGAAAUGAACCGUGGGGCAUGACAUUAUCCCUUUUUUCCCAUCAGCUUUUUACCCUCCCUCCACAUAAUGUUCUCUCUAGGGUUGGAACUCUGAAGAUGGAAGACAGCUACAUCUGGAGUUUGGGAGUUGGUUGGGGAAUAUAAAAUACUGGCUUUCAACAGGAAGAGAGUCUUCUGAGGGGAGGGAGUCCAGCACAGGAGAAGAAGUUCUCAUUAAAGUGAUG
Molecule: messenger RNA, 1874 nt
Organism: Ailuropoda melanoleuca (giant panda)
Lineage: Eukaryota; Metazoa; Chordata; Mammalia; Carnivora; Ursidae
Gene: ZPR1
Product: ZPR1 zinc finger
Exons: 14
Coding region: 43-1425 (460 amino acids)
Cellular component (GO): nucleus
Molecular function (GO): zinc ion binding
Source: RefSeq, a predicted model, not a curated record